Messenger RNA from Ostertagia ostertagi, 1899 nucleotides. Lineage: Eukaryota; Metazoa; Nematoda; Chromadorea; Rhabditida; Trichostrongylidae. The record is from the annotation of a GenBank genome assembly.
AUGUGCAACAUUCUCAUCGUUGGUGUCGCUUAUAAUGUGCUCACAUUAGUAUCUUCGCCAAAGCUGACUAACUUCAGUGGUCGUGUUUCUCAAGUACCCUGUUGUUGUACCAACAUUUAUGGACGAACAUGCUCAUCGCAGUCAAUGAAUUGUUCAAGACGUGUUUCAGAUUUUUGGAAAGUGAGGCUUGUGUCGCAAAAUGCCAGCGGAGAUAAGAUUUACUUCUUUCCUUCGUUGUUGGAAUGGCUGAAAGAAAGACCGCAGUGCGUUCUCAAUUCUGCUUUGGUAGCGAAAGAGAUCGAGCUGGGUAUACAACUACCAGACAAGUUGGCGGCGGCUGCGCAAAAAGAAUAUGGCACUCAAGGUGUUAGGGGAGAUCCAGUAACUUCGUACAUUGGUGGCUAUGUGAAUAUUAAACCUUCUACACAAGAUCUAGUGAAACAUCUGCAACGAAGCUAUUUGGAUAUGUACGAGCGCAAUGAACACUGUCCCUCCCGAGAGUUGGUGUCUCUGAUUGAUGCAAGCCUUCUUCUUGGUGUGGUCUCUUUCGCGCAAAGAUUGAGCGAAGAAAAUAACUAUGAACAUGAUCUAUUGCAGUUACAUCACAAGUUGUCUAGCUCAGAUAUAUGGGACGAGUACAAGACUUUGGUGAUGCUGCGCUUGUCUCGUGGUGGAGCACCGUCUCCGGAGAUGCUAGAAGCCGCUACAAUUACCAGCCUAAUGUGUGAUAUAAUGGCUGGUCCAUCGACGCGACGUAUGUCGGCGAUUGCUCAACUGGCUGUUAUUGGGCUGAAACUAGAUGCCAUGGUUCUCGCGAAACUAUAUUUUCCCAGCAGCGAUCUUUGUGAGCAGCUUUCUGACGAAUGUUCUAGUUUCUUCGAGGAUUCCGUGAAUUCUGAAGCAAAGGAAAUUGCGGAGAUGAUCGGCACGGCUUCCAAGCCAUUCUUCAACCAACAUCUUCUUCGUUUUGCGGAUCAGGUUGGUCGACUAGAAAUCUCGAAAAAUGUCCGAUAUGUGAUUGCUCAUGCUCUGGCUUAUCGAAACUUCGAAGCUAUUGCUUUAAUAACGGAAGAUGCUGUUGGUCAUCUGGAUAAGUAUUCAUUUUUCACAGAGUUGGAGCAAAUUGUAGCGACUGAAAUGCUCUCUGAAGCCUCGCGCAUGAUCUUCCAUGCAAAACCGGCAUCAGCUGGAUGGAAAAAGCAGAGGGAUGAAGGAGAUAAGUUGGGAUGCGCGCUGCAACAGCAUCCAAAUGGAUACUUCGGAGGGUUGAUUGACAUGUGGAUCAAACGAGGUUCACUAAUCGAGAUCACCAGAACUCAAGAUACAUAUCGUCAACACAGCCUUCUAACUUCGAUCGAGGGCAUUGCUUCAGUGCUCCGUAGUGAUGACCUGCUCAAUCCUAUUUGCAGGACUCCCUGCUCGGAAGAUUUGCUCGUUAAUACUGAAGCACAUCAGAAGAAGGUCGAAGAAUCCGUGCUGAAAGAGCGUUCUGAAGGUGCCAAUGCUGUGAAACGAAAGGGUGAAGAGGAAUUCAACAGCGGUUGUCGUCAGCUGCAGAGAAGACGUGUACCUCAAGAAGAAAACAUGCCUGCAGAGAUACCAGUUGAACGGGCCGUAACGUCUACAGAGAGCGAGCAGAAUUCUGAAAUGAAUGAUAACUCUUCGGUCGCACCUUCCCGAUCAGUAUGUGAACAGAAAUGCAAAGCAGACUGGUGCGAUGGUUGCGAAAUCAAAGCCGGAAUCCUCAAGAAAAUUAAAAUAAAGGAAGAGCCGACUUCGCGUAGUUUCAUUCCACCACCCUCUGUGGCCAUGGAUAGUGCAGAUCAGUCUAGUGAUCGGCGCGCGAUAAGUGUGCAGAUGUCGGUUAUGCCGAAGCUGCUAUCCAGCAAGAUAUUUUGA